This is a messenger RNA of Sabethes cyaneus, 15259 nucleotides long. RefSeq names its product CREB-binding protein (gene nej). Gene Ontology annotation, molecular function: protein binding; histone acetyltransferase activity; transcription coactivator activity. Gene Ontology annotation, cellular component: histone acetyltransferase complex; transcription regulator complex. Gene Ontology annotation, biological process: positive regulation of transcription by RNA polymerase II. Lineage: Eukaryota; Metazoa; Arthropoda; Insecta; Diptera; Culicidae. The transcript is spliced from 15 exons. Bases 1543 to 10146 code for a protein of 2867 amino acids. The record is from RefSeq and is a predicted model, not a curated record.
CAGCUAGCUAAAAAGUGUGGAAGCAGCGCUCGUUCGUUCGUGUGGUGCCUCUGCCUGUGGAGUAUCAGCGACAAAAUUCAGAGCAGCAGUAGAAGCGCCAGAGCAAGCAAAGCAAAAAGCGUACAAAACCGUACAGCAGCGCCCAUCAUCAGCCAGCAGUAGAAGCAGGAGAAGUGUGUGUUGUUCGCCUCGUCAAACAGCCGCCAUUUUGACUUGUUCGCGAUUUGGUUGGUAGAAAGGUUUUUUCGCUUCGCAAUCGGAGCGACAUUAGGCGUCCCGGAACCGUCCGUUUCCGGUCCGGACCGGGUUCAUUCGACGCGCAUCGGCAUUCCCGUUCGUUUAAGCCCGCUUCCGGGGGCAGGUCCGAUAGUGAAAUCCGGCGAAAAAGGCGAUUGAAUUUUCCUCAAUUUUCUCGGUGCUGCCUUCCGACGACGAGCAAGACGAAAACGAUCGACGUUCGAGCCUACAUCGAGCAUUCGCGAGACGACGUCGAUGACGGGUUUGGUUUUGGUUGCGGAGUUGUCAGAAAACGACGUCGGUGCGACGGGGGCGGUAGAAGCAAGCAGCAGCAGCAGCGGCGAUAUAAAAUUCGAGAAGCCGGAGAGAGUCGCGGCGCAUUCGACAGCGAAAAAUUGGCCGUCUUUCCGACCGAACCGAGUGUUUUUGUAUUAAAUUUUGAAGUGCGAUUUCGAGUCGAGACUCGGGGCAAAAAGUGGCAUUAAAUUUUUUGGUUUUUCGAUUCGCAAAUAAAAGUGAGAUGAACGAUUGUUACGGUUAUUUGAAAUAGUUGGAACUGUUAAGGCGGGGAUGUCCCGAUAGGCCGGGAGUGACCGGGAUACUGAUGAGUGUGAUCAUCGAAAGGAACCGGAUUGGGCCGGAGGAGAUUCGUGGUCUUUUGCAGUCGGCAAACGUCGGCCAGCAUGUGGCCGUUCGGUGUUUAUCCGCGCCGUAAAGCUACCAAGAAGAAAAACUGAGUGACCGAUCCUGUGCACAGUCGGUUGGUACGGAUCGGUGUAGUGCCUGGUGUGCGUGUUCCGGCCAGCAGUAGCCGCCGGGACUGGCCAGGACCCGUUGAUUGUCUUCGCUACGGUCUCGGUGUGUGGGCCAAAAACAAUAACCGCACGCCGCACGGUAGUCCCGUGCGAGUGUGUGACACAAAAAGAAGUAGCAUCUAUUUACACGCAAAUUGUGACGUUUCUGUUUUGUUUAUAAAUCGCGAGCUGUCCGGGCCUUUCGGUACAAGAGUAGUGUGUUUAUGUGCAUGUUUUCGCUGCUCCUCGUCGUGAGUGUAUUGCUGUUUCAAGAAAUGAAGCGUAAUUUCGCGUGCUCCGAUGCUUAAGUCAUUAUCACGAUGAUAGCAGAGACAGUGAAAUAGUGCGGGUUAAAAAAAGGAAGAAAAAACGGGACGGAGAAGUGCUAGUAGAAGUUAGAAAAAACUAAAACUGAUCAAACUCCGUAUUUUGUCCGUAUUCGAGGAGCGGAGCAAGGCGCAAGUGCACCACACCGAGUUUGGAGUUCGAUUUUUUUUUUUAGUAAACAACCAUGGGAGAUCAUAUGGAUGAACCACCGUUGAAGCGAACCAAGAUUCGGGAUGCAUCCGAAGUCAUCUCGUCGAUCGACCAGAUGUUCGACCUGGAGAGCCACCUCCCGGACGAGCUGAUGGGCGACAACACCUGGGUGGACUCGCUGAGCGGUGGCAGCAAGCCGCCCGGUCCUGGGCCGGGUCCGCAAAUGAACGGAGGCAACGACGACCCCGGAGGGACGUCCACCAUGGCCCAGCAGUUGGCACUGCGGCAGCAGCAGCAGCAACUGCACCAACAGCAGCAGCAGCAGCAGCAACAACAACAGCAGCAACAUCAACAGCAGCACCCGCAACUUCACCACAUUAUGCAGCAGCAGGGCAACAAAGGAAUGGGCGGUCAGCAGAUCCUAGGCAUGGGACCCCUUCCCAACAAGAGCCCCAACCUGCUGCCGAUGAAUCAAAGUAUGGCAAACAAUGUAGUGGUCGGCGGUAUGGGCGGUGGAACGAUGCUCGGGAUGAACAGUAUUGCGCAGAGUAACGGCGGUGGAACCAUUAUUACCAACAGUAACAUGGGCCUGAGCGGAGGGGUUAUGACUGGUGGCGGAAUUGUGAUAAACAACAACAUGAAGCAAGGUCCUGGACCGAAUCCGGCAUUGAUGCACCAAAUUCCGAAUGCGAUGCAGAACGGCCCGUUGAACAAUCCCGGCCGGAUAGGAAUGCCCGGUCAACCUGGUCAGCACAUGGCACGAGGUCCCGGUGGCCACAUGAACCAAGGCCUGCGUCAGUUGAUGCAAAACCAUAACGUAGGUGGAAUGGGAAAUCAAAUCGGUGGACCGGGAGGUCCCUUCGGUGGCUAUCAACAGCCGAAUGUUAGUGUAAUGAACGCCGGCGGAUUGGCACCGGUGCGAGGAUCUCCGCCGACCAUCAAUCGGAUGCCGAAUAUGGCCAUGGCUGGUGCUAGGAUGGGAAAUCCACUGGCAGGAAACAUGAUGCCUGGUGCGGGGAUGGGAAUGAACGUGGUUAACGAAGGUGGAGUGGCAGCGCAAGCUCAACCGCCGACUCCUUCACCGGCUCAGCCACAGUCGGGCAUCCCUACGGCUCUAAUCCGACCGCAAACUGCGGCACAGAACCAACCAAUGAAUCAAAUGAAUCCAACCGUCCCAGUCGGUGCCUCGGGAGCUCCUGGAGGUCCAUCCGGUGCUCCGCAGCCUGGUCCUUCCCAGAGUGGACCCGGGAAUCCCCUGCUAGCCGAUCCGGAAAAACGAAAACUUAUCCAGCAGCAACUGGUCUUGCUUCUGCAUGCCCACAAGUGUCAGCGGCGAGAAUCGGAGAAUCCGAACAGCAACAACUGCACGCUGGCUCAUUGCCGAACCAUGAAGGAUGUUCUCUCGCAUAUGCAAACCUGCCAGCUGGGAAAGAAUUGUCAGAAAACGCAUUGCUCCUCUUCGCGACAGAUCAUCAACCACUGGAAGAACUGCCAACGGCAGGACUGUCCGGUUUGUUUGCCUCUCAAGGAUACCAACAAGUACAAGCAGAGUCAACAACAACCCGGACAGCAACAGCAACAACAACAACAGCAGCAGCAGCAACAAAACCAGCAAAACCAACAGAACCAACUCAAGAACCAGCAAGAUUCCUCAGGACAGCCUGGCCAGCCGGGACCAUCCGGGCAGACCUCUGGGCAGCAGCAAGGUCAGCCGGGUCAAAUGCCAGGAACCUUCAACCAGCUCGGAAGCAGUCAAAUCCAGUGUCCUUCCUCAACUGCUCCGAAUGCCCUUCCCGGCAACGCUCAAAUGCCUUCGCAAGUUGGCGGUCAACCAGGAAUGCCCGCUCAACAGCAGCAACAGCAACAACAACAGCAGCAGCAGCAGCAGCAGCAAGGUCCAGGCGGGAAUCCCCAAAUGGUCGGUGGAAUGCGUAGCUUACCUUUGGGAGUGAACCAACAGCAGGCUCAAGGCGGUGCCGUGCGAAUGAUGAUUCCACCCAAUCAAAUUAUGGUGAACAACGUGCUUCCGCCGAACGCGACCAGCGAUGCUUCCAGUGUCGUUGGUCCCGGUGGACUUCCCGUUACCAGCCAAGCCCUGGGCAAUGCCAACCAAAGCGUCUCUCAAAUGGCAGCUGCCCUCCAACAGCAACAACCAAAUGCUGCUCAGUUGCAGCAACAGCAGCAGCAAAAUCAAUCUCAAAAUAUCAUUCCACUUCAAGGGGGCAACGUUCUUUUCAACCAGGACGGCCCGGGACCCAUGUCUCAACAGCAACAGCAACAGCAACAACAAGCUGGUGGAAGCUCUAACGGACCCGUAGCGGGUCCCAGUGGGAACUUUAACGCAAGUCAAAUGCUUGCCGCUCCCGUACAGGGCACCAAAGAUUGGCACCAUUCCGUUACCCCGGAUCUCCGGAACCAUCUGGUGCACAAGCUAGUUCAGGCCAUCUUUCCUUCGCCCGAUCCGUCGACAAUGUUCGACAAACGGAUGUACAAUCUGGUAGCGUACGCGAAAAAGGUAGAAGGCGACAUGUACGAAAUGGCCAACUCCCGCUCCGAGUACUACCACCUGCUGGCGGAGAAAAUCUACAAGAUUCAGAAGGAGCUGGAGGAAAAGCGGCAAAAGCGGAAAGAACAGCAAAUGCAGCAACAGCAGCGCCAAGCGCAAGAGCAACAGCAGCAGCUGUUGCAGCAACCUGGCCCUUCGAAUGCGCAGGUUCGUCCGAUGAAUGCCGCUCUGCUGGGUGGACCAAAUAUGGUGGCAAAGAUGCAGAUGCCCCUUCAAGUGGGUGCGAACAUGUUAAACCAAAACCAGAACCUCAUGCAACAGCAACAGAAUCGAAUGCCUUUGAGUGCUGGCCAACAGCAGCAGCAGCAGCAGCAACAACAUCAACAGCAACUUUUCGUAUCUCAAUCCGGACCAAGUCCGAACAGUAUGGUCCAGCAGCAGCAAAACACCGUCAUGCCGGGUGGAUUGUCCCCAUUCACUGCCCAACAACAACAACAGCAGCAGCAGCAACAGCAGGGCCUUGGAAACCAUCCCCCAGGUAUGACACCACCUUCCUCACAGCAGAAUGCAGUCCAAUUCCUGAACGGACCCUCCAUUGCCGACAGUUCGCCUAGUGGUUUACAGCAGUUCAACGACAUCAUGAAAGCCAAAUACAACGCAGGCCAAGCAGCGGCAGCAGCAGCAGCCGCUCAGCAAAGCAACGCAAUGGCCACCAGCGGAGGCGGCAUGAGUCAAACCGUAACCCCUCCGAUCCCAUCCCCCUUUAGCAAUUCAAUGCAACAGAAUACCACCUUCAACGGCAGUCAGAUGAUGAACUGUCCGAACAGCGGCAAUCAGCAGCAGCAGCAGCAGCGAAACAGCCUCGGUCAGAUGCCUUCAACUCCAACCAGCAGCGGAGACCUGCUGAACUCGUCGGGCAACAGUGUUCCCAUUCCGUCGCCAUCGCCAAGUUUGACACCGAACGGACCGGUUCCACCGCCGCCGGUGAGUACCCCGAAUACGCCGAACGUUUCGGCCCUGAUUGCGAAUGCACCGGAACCGACACCUCCGCCGACAAUCUCGUCGCCGCUUCCGAUCUCGACUCCUCCCGCCCUAGGAGUGACCACUUCCUCAGCCAUCACAUCGAUCACCAGCACUGCCUCGAGUGGACCGUCAACCACAACGACCGCCUCAGCGUCCGGAUGCAGCACGAAUACAAAUUCCGCUGCCAACGGAAACAGCACCUGCAAUAGCAGCAGCAGCAGCAGCAACAUCGGAGCCAGUUUAGUGUCUAGCAUCAGUCGAUCCACCUCGUCGGCGCUCAGUUCGCAGAUGGCUGCCCUCGAGGCGGCCGCCCGAGACCAGGACGAAGAUUCCCAGCCCGGAAUGAACGGAGGGGCGAACAACUCGGGCAGCGAAUCGAACGCCAAGGGAGGCAAGCUGGAGCUGAAGCAAGAGCAGGACAUCAAGUCGGAACCGGACACCAACCACAUGGAUACGUCGGACAGUGUUAACAUCGGGGGCGGCAAGGGCAACAGUGAUAGCUGCCCGAGCCUGAUGCAGGAGAUCAAGACUGAACCGAUGGACACCAGUGAGGGUGGCGGCGAGGGAGAUAAAAACAGCAAACUGGAUGUGAUCCAGUGCAAGGAGGAACCGAUGUCGCCGUCCAGUAUGACGACGAGCACCGCCACCGUGAAUGCGGUGGUCAAAACCGAACCAAAGGUCAUGCCGGAACCGAUCAAAUCGGAAUCGGCCGACAGCAAGAAGAAGUGCACGUUCAAACCGGAGGAACUGCGGGAGGCCUUGCUGCCGACGCUGGAGAAACUGGUUGCUCAGGAGCCGGAAUCCAUUCCGUUCCGUAUGCCGGUCGAUCCGACAACGCUCGGCAUUCCGGACUACUUCGACAUCGUGCGAAAGCCGAUGGAUCUCAGCACGAUUCGCAAGAAGCUCGACUCCGGGCAGUACUCGGAUCCGUGGGAAUACGUGGACGACGUGUGGCUCAUGUUCGACAACGCUUGGUUGUACAACCGGAAAACGUCCCGCGUCUAUCGGUACUGUACUAAGCUCUCGGAGGUGUUCGAGCAGGAAAUCGACCCGGUAAUGCAAUCGCUUGGUUACUGCUGUGGCCGAAAGUAUACCUUCAAUCCCCAGGUGUUGUGCUGCUACGGCAAGCAGCUGUGUACGAUUCCACGGGAUGCCAAAUACUACAGCUACCAAAAUCGAUACACGUACUGUCAGAAGUGCUUCAACGACAUCCCCGGCGACAUGGUGACGCUCGGCGAUGACCCGAUGCAAACGCAAACUCAAAUCAAAAAGGAUCAGUUCAAGGAGAUGAAGAACGACCACCUGGAGCUGGAACCGUUCGUCGACUGUUUGGACUGCGGUCGAAAGCAGCAUCAGAUCUGUGUGCUCUAUCUGGAGACCAUCUGGCCGGGAGGCUUCGUGUGUGAUAAUUGCCUGAAGAAGAAGGGCGCCAAGCGGAAAGAGAACAAGUUCAACGCCAAGCGGUUGCCCACCUCGAAGCUGGGCACCUACAUCGAAACCAGGGUUAAUAACUUCCUGAAAAAGAAAGAGGCUGGUGCCGGUGAGGUUCACAUACGGGUGGUUUCCAGCUCGGACAAGGUGGUCGAGGUGAAACCGGGCAUGCGAAGUCGCUUCGUCGAAAACGGCGAAAUGCUGCCGGAGUUUCCGUACCGAGCGAAGGCUCUGUUUGCGUUCGAGGAGGUGGACGGUAUCGAUGUGUGCUUCUUCGGUAUGCACGUGCAGGAGUACGGUUCGGAGUGUGCCUCGCCCAAUACGAGGCGGGUUUACAUCGCCUAUCUGGACUCGGUUCACUUUUUCCGCCCGCGACAGUACCGUACGUCGGUGUACCACGAGAUUCUGCUGGGCUACAUGGACUACGCUAAACAGCUGGGCUACACGAUGGCUCACAUUUGGGCCUGUCCGCCGUCCGAAGGGGAUGAUUACAUUUUCCACUGCCAUCCACCGGAGCAGCGCAUUCCGAAGCCCAAGCGGCUGCAGGAGUGGUACAAAAAGAUGCUCGACAAGGGUAUGGUCGAGCGGACCAUUCAGGACUACAAGGACAUCCUGAAGCAGGCGAUGGAGGACAAACUGCAGUCCGCUUCCGAGCUGCCCUACUUCGAGGGUGACUUCUGGCCGAACGUGCUGGAAGAGAGCAUCAAAGAGCUGGACCAAGAGGAGGAGGAAAAGCGCAAACAGGCGGAACGUGAGGAGGCGGCAGCUAAUGCGAUUAUGUCGAUGAACGACGACAGCGAUACCGGCACGGACGGGAAAAAGAAGGGCGGCCAGAAGAAGGCUAAAAAGUCCAACAAAUCGAAGGCAGCCCAGCGAAAGAACAACAAAAAAUCCAACGAACAGAUCGGUAACGAUCUGAGCGCCAAGAUCUUCGCCACCAUGGAGAAGCACAAGGAGGUGUUCUUCGUGAUUCGAUUACACUCGGCCCAAUCGGCGGCCAGCCUGGCGCCGAUACAAGAUCCGGAUCCGCUCAUCAACUGUGAUCUGAUGGACGGUCGGGAUGCCUUCCUGACGAUGGCCCGCGACAAGCACUACGAGUUUUCGUCGCUGCGACGGGCGCAGUUCAGUUCCCUGUGCAUGUUGUACGAGCUGCACAACCAGGGCCAGGACAAGUUUGUCUACACUUGCAACAAUUGCAAGAACCAUGUGGAAACUCGUUAUCAUUGCACGGUUUGUGACGACUUCGAUCUGUGCAUUCAGUGCAAGGAGAAGGUUGGUCAUCCACACAAAAUGGACAAACUCGGGUUCGACAUCGACGACGGUUCGUCACCGACGGACAUCAAGCAUACCAAUCCGCAGGAAGCCCGCAAGCAGUCGAUCCAACGGUGCAUCCAAUCGUUGGUGCACGCGUGCCAGUGUCGGGACGCGAACUGCCGCCUGCCGAGCUGUACGAAGAUGAAGCGAGUGGUUCAGCACACGAAACACUGCAAGCGGAAGACGCACGGCGGUUGUCCGAUCUGCAAGCAGCUGAUUGCCCUGUGCUGCUACCAUGCCAAGCACUGCCAGGAGGCCAAGUGCCCGGUGCCGUUCUGUCCGAACAUCAAGCACAAGCUGAAGCAGCAGCAGCUACAGCAAAGGCUACAACAGCAGCAACUGCUGCGAAGAAGAAUGGCCGUAAUGAACACAACCAGAGUGCCGACGUCCAUGCCAACGGCGUCCAGUGCUGCCGUACCGCCAAGCUCUACCGGCGGUCUCAGCCCGGGUGGUCCGAACAACAUGGGCGGUGCGGCCGGAGGAGUCGGUGGCGUAGUUGGCGGAAUGGGUCCCACCGGUGGAAUGGUGGGUGGUCCCGGUUCAGUAGGAUCCGUUGGUGCUGGCGCUGGCGGUGGCGGCAUGAUGGGACCGGGUGGUGGAGCUGGCGUCCUAGGAGCUCCGGGUGGCAUGAGUCCUUCUGCGGCGCCCAGCCCGGUGUCGCAAAUCGGCGGCAUGGGUAGUCCACAUCCGCCUGGACUUGGUAUCAAGCAGGAGGUACAACCACCACCACCGAAUGUGAUGCAAGCAUUGAAACAGGUGCAGGAGGAAGCCGCCCGGCAGCAGGCUCCUCACGGAAGCUUCGGUAAGGUGAAUCCAGGUGGCGGACCAAUGCCGCCACCGGUAAUGCAACGAACCUUAGCCGGCGCUGCUCACAUGGGUGGCGUUGGCGGUGUCGGAGGCGUUGCCGGAAUGGGUGGCCCUAGCCAGCAGCAAGCGGGCGGAGUCGGAGGUGUCCCCAUCGGAGCCGGUGGUCCGGUCGGUGCAGCCGGUCAGAAUGUUAUGACACAGAUGGAUCAGUGGGGCAAUCCACGCUAUCCGAACACCGGCGGUCAGCAGAAUCCGCAAGCUAUGCGACCAAAUUUACCGGGCAUGAUGCCACAAGGUCAACAGCAACCACAACAACCGAACCCAAUGCAAGGCAGCAUGAUGGGCGUCGGCGUUGCUGGCCAAGGUGGUAUGAUGGGUGGAAUGCGGCCCGGUCCGGGAGGCGUUUGCAUACAGGGUCCCGGCGGUAUGGUGGGUAACCCUCAGCAGGUGGUCGGACAAGGUCAACCAUCGCAGGGUCUACCGACGAAUCAACCGAAGGCAGCAAUUGCCCAACUGAUGGCAACACUUAAAAAUCCUCAAUCCGGACCAGAACAGCAGCAGCAGCUGCUGUCGAUACUGAAAGCGAAUCCCCAGUUGAUGGCAGCAUUUAUUAAGCAGCGACAGGCGUCGCAGAAUCAACAGAAUCAAAACCAAGGCAUGCCUCAGCAGCAACAACAGCAGCAGCAGCAGCAACCGCAUAAUGUGAUGCAGCAUGCCGGUGCCGGCGGUGUGCAAGGACAGCAGCAAGGUCCCGGUGGAAUGGGAUACAAUCCGGCUGUCGCUGGAGGCCCGAUGGCACCGAAUCGGUUGCAGGGUAGCGUCCAGGGAAUGGCCGGAGGUGGAAAGCCGGGAGGCAACCCACAGAUGCAACUGCCGAUACAGCAGCAAAUGUGGUACAAACAACAGCAGCAGCAGCAGCAACAACAGCAACAGCAGAUGAUGCUCCAGCGGCAGCUGGCGAUGACCGGCGGAAAUAUGCAACCGGCACCGCCCUACCAGCAGAGGCCGCGGCCCCAGCAGCAGAUGGGCGGAGUCGGGGGCUACGGACAGGGUGCAAUGUUUCCCGAUCAGCAGCAGUACAUGCAGCAGGGGCUGAAACCGAACCCCCAGCAGCAGGGUGGCGGCGUCGGUGUAAAUGUCCUCUCGCAACAGCUCCAGCAAGGUCCCGGGGGCCCUGGUGGACCGGGCGGCGUAAUGGGUCCUCCCACGCCGCAGCAUGCAAUGCAGCAGCAGCUGAUGCAGAGCGUCCGUUCGCCACCUCCCAUCCGAUCGCCUCAGCCACAGCCCUCGCCCCGGUCACAGCCCUCCGCUUCGCCGAGGGCGCAACCGUCACCUCAUCACCUGCCUUCUCACUCGCCGGUACCGACCGGAGGCCCUGGCAGCGAAAUGCACAACCACAUGCAUCCGCACCAGUCGCCGGUCGGCGUCGGCGUCGGUCCCGGUGCCGGUGGACCCGGCGAUCCCAACCAAAUGGGCGGCGGCGGUCCGGGAGGUCCUAACGAUACCAGUCCACUAACCGCUCAGGAUCAGCUCACCAAAUUCGUGGAGCAAUUGUAGUAGUAUCAUGUGUUGUACUAGGAAGCAGCAGCAUACCACCACCAAACCCCCCCUCCCUUCUGACUCUGUGAGACAGCAACGAACGAGGGAAGCAAGCAACAAACCACAGCCUUAUUACUCGAUAUAAUAUCCUCUUAAUACCAACCAAGGUAACACAGACACAAUCAUUGAUCAAGCGAAAAAAGCAAAAACGGUAUGUAAAUAGACAUAUAUUAUAAACAUUCGUUGUAAAUAAUAGGACAGUAUCCGAUGUUCGUAAAUAGGGUAAAAAUUCAGUAAAAAAAAAUGCAGGCAACUGAUAAUGUUGAUUGUUAUAGGACACUUGGGUGAUUAAGAAAACUCAAGAAAAGCUGCAAAAUACCACACGACUUCCUUUUGUUUAAUAGUUAGCUUUUUUUAAAUUCCAGAUAAUAACUUUAUUAUGAUAGGUCCUUUUGAGUGUGCGUGUUUUUAGGGUUAUAGUCUAAUUUUUUACUUAAAAAAAUACCAGGAUAUCAACGCCAGGGUCACACACAGUAGAGCCGACCAUAAAGUUACAAGUAUUUAUUAAUCACACAUUCACAUGCAAAAAAAAGGAAACCCGCAGCAGCAGAAAACAUUCACCCUCUUUACACACGAAAACACACACACACACACACUCGUACACGUAUAGAUCGGUAGAAAAUGAAAUAUAAUUGUAAGUGAUAUCAUCAUGUAUAUAGAAAGAAUGGAAGGAAAAAAAUGAAAUAUUACAACAAAAAAAAAAACAUUUAAAAUUUAAACCUAGCGUGUAAGUUUGCUGAACUAUCGCUGAACCCUUCUCAAAUGCACAUGUCACACUCAUCUCCCCCUGCGAGAAAGUGAGAGUGAGAGAUCGACCCCAACGUGCGUUGAUUCUCGCUCGUUUACUUCUCAACAACAACAAGCACCACCACCAUCAUGCGCGCUAGUAAGUUAGUUAGGUCGUUAGUUAGUUAGUUAGUUAGUUAGCUAGUUAGUUAGCUAGUUAGGAGCUAAAAUGUGUGCGUGUGUGUGUCAGCGCCUUGCUUGCCACACACAAGCACAAACACGUGAGAAACAAGUAAUAAUUCUUUAUAAAAGAAAAACAAAACUAAAGUAAAAAGUAAAAAAAUCAAGGAUGAGAGAAAAAAAUGAAGAAAAUCACACAAAAAAAACACACUAAUGAGGUUUUUGAAAAGGUAGGCAACUCGGGGAAACACUGUUUCCGCAGGCUAGGUAGUUUAAAGGUAGCAAACAGCAGCAAGUCAGUCUCUAGUAUUGAUGAUUUAACCAAUUGUGGAGCGGAAAGAAAAGCGAACAGCGGUUUUUCGUUCAGUGUUGCGUUUUUGCGGCUUCUUCCUCUGUUAUUUUGUUAAGUUUAGAUAAUUAUUUUAAUUUUUUUUGUUUUUCAUUGCUUUUAUGUUACGUGCUAAUGAUAGUAGGAAUCGAGGAAUAAUGCAUUUGCUUUUUAUAUUCGACGGUAUUCGGUUUGCUUUCCGUUCGUUUUUUUUUUUGGUUUACAUAUUUAUGGAACGUUUUCCCCUUUUUUUGGGGGUCGCCCGCUCGCGGGAGGUGUGUGGAGAAGGAGCACGGUCAGUUGGGAAAUUUGGUUGAACUUGUUUGAACAGCUUUAGCAGUAAAUUUUUCAAAUGUAAAAUUUAAAAAUUAAACGAAACUUGUUGGUCGAUUUUUCCCAGUGUGGGGCAUUUACUUUCGUGCAGUUUCGAAAGAAGUGCAAAAUCUCCGGAGGCGAUCAUAGUAUGCCAUGAAGUUGACUGGACCUUUCAUAAUGUUCGAGUCGUUCGUUACUAGGGGAACACAUUUUAUUUAUUCUAUCAGAUUUUUUCUGCUGCACUUCUGUGAAAAGUUUUCUUUUAUUAAGUGAAAAAGUGAAAUUCGAAGAAUUUAUAAUACUAAUAAAGCGUGAUUUAACCGAUUGCUGUAACUUUUGGUUUAAGGUAAAGUUUUGGAUUAUAAUUAAUUGGUCGAUAUUAAUUUGGGUUCAGCAAAAAGCAAAUAGUAAAAUUUUCGCUUCACUUUACUAAAUUUUUGUAAUUAGGAAAAUUUGCUGAAAAUAACAGUUCCUUGCUAAUUUAAGUAGAUAAAAAUGGUAAAGUUGAGUAUAGAAAAUGAAAUUUUCUAACAAAAAUAUGAAAGGUUGCUUGACUUUAUUACCUGACAAAAUUUGGAAACAUAACCUAUAAUUACGCUACCGGAUUCAACGAGGUCCAACCAACUUUCCGACAAAGUUUAUAAAAAAACCCCGCCUGUGGAUAGAAAGUGGGAAUGUGAGAAUUUUGACUGGUCCAAAUUAAGCCUUUUUAGGACACUGCCUUUCUUAAGAAAAAAAAAGAAAAAAGAAUGCAAUAGGCUGUGCUUCGGUUUGUUCUUCUUCUCGUGUGCCGGAAGGCCACGUGGACGUGGACGCGUGAAUGUGGGUGGUUAGUACUAGCAUUAGUAGUAGUCGUGCGUCGCGGUAGAAUCAGUAAUAAACAAUUAUACUAGAAGUAGAAAAUAAAUAUCAAAUACAUAGUUGUAGGCAGGAGGCAGUGUGGUUCCAAGGCGGGUCCCACAAAAUGCUCUACACCCAUCCUCCGAGGAGCCCCCCGUCCGUAGUGCUUGGUACGCGUGACUUAAACUAUUCGAUCGAUCUAACUAAAACAAAAACCAUAAAAAAUUGUAUAAAACAAUCAUUGUACAUAUGAAAAUUGUUCAACUUUUUUUUCUCUCAUAAUUUUGUGUCGGUUCGAAAACUAACCUCAAAAUUAUAUAGUUAAUUUUUUUUUUGCUAUAAACGAAAGUAGAAAAUUUAAAAGAUCUCCAGCAGAUGAUGGGCGAAAGUUCGUUUGCAAAAACAACGCAAAGUGAUGAACUCUGAUAACUUAAGCGUGGCAUGUUUCUUUGUUUUCUUUUUUCUCCCGUAUCGCCGCCCCUUCUAACCGGCGAGAAAGCGAUAGCGGAGAACGGAGUUGCACGGGACACAGAAUCUCAACCGGAUGACCACAUCCGUUCAUGCAUUAAAGCUUCAUUUCGGCCCCAACGGUUCGGCGGACUUCCCCCAACGGAACCGGGAAGUGGCUUUCCCGGGGAUGUUCGGGAUUCGGUUUGAUCGGUCGGCGGGAGUCGGUAGUUGGUGGUGGCAAAUCGCACGCACCAGUGCGGCUCAGGAACCGAUGAUAAAACGUGUAAAGAAAAAAUCGAGUCAAACAAACACACACACACACAAGGACACGUCCGUGAAACGUGAAGAUUAGGAAAUCCGUCUAAGAGACGCAUUCUCCCUCCCACUAACUACCCCGUACGGAUUUAGUUUACGUUUAGUGGGCAAAGGAAAAAUAUAUCAAAAAAGUAUAGUGUAAAAACAAACAAAGGAAUAUAUUCCCCACUCGGGGUGGGGAAAACAAAAUAUAAACAAAGCUAAAGCAAACUUGUCUAAAGUAUUAAUAUAUUUAAUUAGCUUUUUAGUUAAGGAUGAAGUGGAACGCCCGGCCGGCUUCCGCUCUAGUGCAAAUCGAUGUUCAUACCAAGUAUAUAUACUAAACGCAAAAAAAAAAUUACACGGUUUUUCGUUUCCUCACAGAGACGGUAUAGUAACGAAAACCGAACCAGAAAUACAUCGGGGGAGGGGGCAAGCAACCCUGCAGAGAACUCUGAUCGGUCGACCCCGGUGUUGGUGCUGCUGCUGCGCCAUCGUGGUGACCAUCAGUUCGGCGGGUGCGAACCAAACGAACUUCUUGUAUCAUGUACAUAUGAACAUAUAAAUAUUCCAAGAAUAUUGUCUAAUUAUUAUGCAAAUUGUAGACGGAAAUGAUUGAAUGUGGAAAUACAUAAAAGAAUUUUUUUUAUCAGAACGCACUGGUAUGGUGAAACCGCAUAGUUAAUGAAAUCAACAAAGAAAGCAAACAAAGUUGUAACUGUUAAGGGUGAAUCUUUCAUAUUUGAUAGGAAAUGGAAAUUAUGGAAACGGAGGAGGAAACGGAAUAGAAUGAACAAAACACAUACUCUAGGAAUUCUAGGAAGAAAGUGCAACCAGGAUAUUUUUAACAAAGUGAAAAACCCUAAGGCAACAAAGAAAUUGUACAGAAAGAGGAGCAACCGUUUGUAGCAGUAGUUGUACUGAAAGGCCGAAACAGCAGUUACUAAAAUUCGUGUUUUGUCUUUAAUUUAUUCUAGAUUGUUAAGGCAGGUGGAAACAACCCAGCCAGAGAAAAAGAAAACGAUAAAAAUAAGAACAAAAAAAUCAUCAAAAUACACAUUAUACGAUUAUACGAGUUAACUGUUAAGCUAUUGCUAAGAUGUAAAGAAAACGAACCAUUUUUUUACUUGAAAAAGAAGAACUAAAAAAAAGCGACAAACCCGGGACGGGGGCAAAGCAGGCCAUGCUGUUCCUCCCGUCCUGUGGAAAAAGUCUAAGCGUAAAAGAAAAAAAAAGUGUAACACGAAAGCACGCACUCACACAAAAACACACACAACAACAAAUCCCCCUUCUCCCCAUUACAAACAGCACACGCUGCCAUUGACUGGUGUCACCAGUCCAGUUGGCUCAUGCGAAAUGAAUGUAUAAUUUAUUUUAAGCACCUCUCACAUACAUCCAUUCAAAUACACCACCACAUCUUUGCUAAAGAAAGGAAAAACGAAACGCGGUUCUCCUUGCGGUGUAGAAACCAAGAAAAGUAAAAAUAGUAAAACAAGUGAACAACAACAACAACAACAUAAACAUAAUAGUAGUGGUUAUAGACACGCAGUGUGCUGCUAAAAAAGAAACAAGCCGAAACUUCUAAACAACAACAACCAAUUACACAGUAGCGUGUGUGAUGACUCCCUUCUUUUUAAUCAACAACAACAACAACACAAACAGAAACGGAAAAAACAGUAAAGACGGUUAGCGGAGUGUUUAAAGUGAAAGAAAAUAGGCGAAAGAAAACAAUAGGAAGUGUAAUACUAAUUAUAAUUAUGAUUAUUAUUGAAGGCAAGCAUACCUAUUCAUUAUUGAUAUAAAAAGAAAGAAGAAGAAAAACAAAAUAAACACAAGAAUGCGAAUGCGCGAACGGAAGGAAAAAUCAUGCUGAAACAAACAGAAAAGAAAUAAAAAGUCGCAGAAAAAAAAACUAUAUUUGAAUGUAUAAAGUAAACU